Molecule: messenger RNA, 1876 nt
Organism: Anopheles coustani
Lineage: Eukaryota; Metazoa; Arthropoda; Insecta; Diptera; Culicidae
Gene: Vps45
Product: vacuolar protein sorting-associated protein 45
Exons: 3
Coding region: 142-1866 (574 amino acids)
Biological process (GO): intracellular protein transport; vesicle-mediated transport
Cellular component (GO): Golgi membrane
Source: RefSeq, a predicted model, not a curated record
GCAUUCGCGUAGAAAAUUUACCAGCUGGAAUUCUUGUCAUCCCACUUCUUGUUCAGAUAACGUGCAUCCGUGGCCGUUUUAUGAGCUGUAAAAUUUCGAUCCCCGAAUCCGUUUAAUCAGCCAAGUGAAGCCACAGUAAAGAUGAAUGUAAUCCGUGCAAUACAAUUGUAUAUCGAUAAAAUGAUCAGUGAUGCCGGCCCGGGCAUGAAGAUGCUCAUGAUGGAUCGUGAAACGAUCAGUAUUGUAUCGAUGGCCUUUGCGCAGUCGGAAAUGCUGCAAAAGGAGGUGUUCCUAUUCGAACGAAUCGACUCUGCUCGAUCGAAUGAACGACUCAAGUACCUAAAGUGUAUCGUGUUCAUCCGCCCGACGAGGGAUAAUGUGUUGAGGUUGCAACGGGAACUGCGGAGCCCCAAAUAUGGCUCUUACUAUAUCAAUUUCAGUAACAUUAUCCCCCGAACGGACAUUAAAGCCCUGGCCGAAAGCGACGAAAGUGAAUCGGUGCGUGAGGUAAAGGAAAUCUACGCCGACUAUCUGCCGGUAAAUCCGAACCUCUUCUCGCUGCACAUUCCCACCUGCCUGCAGGCCCUCAACUGGAACCCGGAGGCACUGGAACGGUCGACGCAGGGUUUAGUGAGCAUACUGCUAUCGUUUAAAUUUCGUCCCGCCAUACGUUACCGGGCUGGCUCGAACGUGGCACAAACGCUCGCAAAGAAGGUACACGAAACAAUCAACAAAGAGACCGCGCUUUUUAGCUUCCGACCGCCAGAGGACGGUGCUGCCCCACCGCUACUGCUCAUACUGGACCGCCGAGAUGAUCCAAUCACACCACUGCUCAACCAGUGGACCUACCAGGCGAUGGUACACGAAUUGCUUACGAUCAACAAACAGCGGGUUGACCUGUCGGGUGUAUCCGGGGUCCCGAAGGACCUGAAGGAAGUGGUGCUCUCGACGGAGCAGGACGAAUUCUAUGCCAAUAACUUGUACGCAAACUUUGGUGAGAUCGCCACCACGAUCAAGGUUUUGAUGGACGAAUUUCAGAAGAAAGCGCACGAUCAGCGCAAGAUCGAAAGCAUUGCAGAUAUGAAAAAUUUUGUCGAAACAUACCCCCAGUUUCGCAAAAUGUCCGGCACAGUUACGAAACAUCUGGUACUGAUCAGUGAGCUAUCGGUGCAGGUUGGCCGUCAGCAGCUUUUUGAAGUGUCCGAGCUGGAACAGGAAAUUGCCUGCCGUGCGGACCAUUCGACGCAGUUGCAGCGGGUGAAGAAGCUGGUCGCAGAAGGGAAGCUGGGUGCAGCAAAUGCGCUCCGGUUGGUGCUGCUCUACGCCAUGCGGUACGAGCGGCAUGCAAACUGCGACACAUCAGGUUUACUAAAGCUCCUGCUAGAUCGUGGUGGACGGUCGCACAUCGUACCGCGAAUGCUCGAGUACAUAAGUACCGUUGCACGACAGGAACUUUUCAACACGGUCAAGAUAACGGAUGCGGUAAAGUUGACCCGCAAUCUAAUUAAAGAGCUAAAAGGCGUGGAGAAUGUUUAUGCACAGCACGAGUGCGUGCUCAAGGGAACGCUCGAGGAAGUCAUCAAAGGAAGACCGCUCGAUGCGCAGUAUCCGAUCAUGGGGAAUGAGGUACCGUUCCGUCGGCCGCCGGCCGAGGUGAUCGUUUUUAUUGUCGGUGGAGCCACGUACGAAGAGGCAUUGGCCGUGCAUCGAUACAACCAGGAGGGCUGCCGCAUCGUCCUCGGUGGAACGACGAUCCACAACUCGGGGUCGUUCAUUGAGGAAGUGCUGGCCGCCACUGCUGGCGUACCGUUUAAGCAUUCGCGCUCGUUGCAACAGUUCCAUCAGGCUCCACCUGGCACAGCCUAGGAGGAAUAUC